UUCUCACUACAUAUUGCUAUCACCGCUCAGAGUCUUACACCUCAAACUCUGCGCUUUGCUUUCCCUCUCUCUAUCUCUCUCACAGUCCAACCCGAGCCACGAUAGCAAGUAAAGACCAAAGCUCGACCAGUGCAGAGCAAUGGCUUCUACCACCGUGGCCGAGCAACUGAACUGUAAUCGCAUCACCACUCGUGCUGCGGCGAAGCGGAGGGCGAUGGCCGCCUUGGUUGAGGAGCACCGGCUGGCUACCAAGAAGCGCGCGGUGCUUGGAGAUGUUACGAAUUUGGUCAAAGUCGUCGUUUCGGACAACCAUAAAUCUUAUGGUGAGUUGCAGAAACCGAAUUGUGCAAUCAAGAAGGAGGAGAAGAAGGCCGUAGCAACACGUGACAUUGAGGAUCCGCAACUGUGUGGACCUUAUGCUUCGGACAUUUAUGCCUAUCUUCGUAGGAUGGAGGUGGAACCAAAGAGAAGGCCGUUGCCUGAUUACAUGGAGAAGGUUCAGAAAGAUGCUAAUGCUAAUAUGAGAGCGGUCCUUGUGGAUUGGCUGGUGGAGGUUGCAGAGGAAUAUAGGCUCCUUCCAGACACUCUUCAUCUCUCCGUUUCUUAUAUCGAUAAGUAUCUAUCGAUCAAUGUGGUCAAUAAGCAGAAGCUUCAGCUACUGGGAGUUGCUUCAAUGUUCAUUGCAUCGAAAUAUGAAGAGAUUACUCCUCCAAAUGUGGAUGAGCUCUGUGACAUAACAGAAAAUACGUAUACAAAAGAAGAGGUGAUCAAGAUGGAGGCCGACAUUCUCAAGUCCCUGAAAUUUGAAAUGGGCAAUCCUACUACUCGGACAUUCUUAAGAAAAUUCACUGAUAUUGCUCAAGAGAAUUACAAAACUCCCAAUUUGCAGUUAGAGUUCUUGGUUUGCUACCUUGCUGAGCUGAGUUUAUUGGAUUACAAACUUGUGAAAUUCCUGCCUUCUUUGGUAGCUGCAUCAGUUGUUUUUCUGGCACGAUUUAUGACUAGAACAAAAAUACAUCCUUGGUGUCCAGCCCUGCAACAGUAUACUGGAUAUAAAGCAGCUGAUUUGAAAGAAUGUGUUCUUGCCAUACAUGACAUGUGCUUGGGUAGAAGAGCACGAAAUUUGAAUGUUAUUCAAGAGAAAUACAAACAACUUAAGUUCAAAUGUGUGGCACACACUCCUUGCCCUCAAGAUAUACCAGCUUCUUUAUUUGAAGAUCUGAAAACAUGAACGUACAAUCCUUGUGGCAAGGGCUUGUCCAAUGUGAUAGUAAGGUCUGGAUAUAAGUUUUAUUGGGUGUGCUUGAUUGAUUGGAGGGUUAACGGCGAGGGCUGAUGAUGUUUGCCAAUUGCUAUUGGGUGAGGAUGGGGCAUCAUUCUGCUUUGCGCCAGAUUACAACUUGAUUGACCUUUGUGUUGGAUUUCUGGGAAGCAGCUGGUUCUAUAUUAUCAUUCAGCAAAUACACUUCAGCUAGCGCAGAUCAAACUGAGUAAGCUGUGAUGCAGGGUAUGGUCUGGUGGUGAACCAAAUGAGCUGACCCAAAGGGUCGCACUUAAGCAGACUGAUGCUGUAAACUUUCCACCCGAUGUGGUGCAAGUGCAACGAUGGGUGCAUGGCAUCUAACCGUAGUGUGCCGACAAACAAAAUAUACAUGAUUGCUUGAUCACCUUAACAGCUGGGUUGCAUUUGUUUAGCCACAGACGUAACAAAUGACGCACGAGAAGAGUGUUGCUGUUGUCAAACUGAAACAGCCAGGACAGCGGCUAUAAUUUACUUUUGUGGUUAGGUUAAC
Prunus mume (Japanese apricot) is the source of this 1793-nucleotide messenger RNA. Its product is annotated as putative cyclin-A3-1. Gene Ontology annotation, biological process: mitotic cell cycle phase transition. The record is from RefSeq and is a predicted model, not a curated record. Gene Ontology annotation, molecular function: cyclin-dependent protein serine/threonine kinase regulator activity. Lineage: Eukaryota; Viridiplantae; Streptophyta; Magnoliopsida; Rosales; Rosaceae.